This is a messenger RNA of Apis dorsata (giant honeybee), 2700 nucleotides long. RefSeq names its product synaptotagmin-14 (gene Syt14). The transcript has 8 exons. The record is from RefSeq and is a predicted model, not a curated record. Lineage: Eukaryota; Metazoa; Arthropoda; Insecta; Hymenoptera; Apidae. Bases 233 to 1735 code for a protein of 500 amino acids.
GCGUAUAACUGGUCGAAGUAUUGCAGGCGCACGACUCGCAAGCAACAGAGUGCUGUGUACAUCUCCGCCUACGUAUUAUUAUUUGUCUGUCUCAUAACCACGCUUUUUGUUGAUCGUGAUCAACCACGAGUUUUAAACAGUUUCGAAUAAUGAAUUCAUCAUUUGUAAAAGACGUAUUGUGGCUUGUUGACAAAACGACGUAAGAAGGCUUUAAUGCAAUACGAAGGCAAGCAUGAUUCUGGCAGGAUCAGACCAUUUUCUGGCGGUACCGGUAGAAGCAACAGCAUUUUUGGGUGCUGUUGCUGGUUUUGUGGUUCUUCUGUUGGCUCUUUUCCUGUACCUAUCACGCAAAUGGUGCUUUACUCCGCCGUCCACAACCACACUUUUCGGCGGCGUUUGCGUGCCUCUUUGCGAAUCUAAUAAUGGCUCGACUUCUCAAAUUACAAAGAACAUAGGAAAAGCAUUUUCCUAUUCGGAUCCAGAGACUAGUUCCGAUUCGGAAGAAGAUGUCCGUCGAUUGAAUUCUCAUUCUCAUCCACCGCCGGAUACUUUAACUAUCCAAGCAGAGGAUGGACCGACUAUCUUGGAUGCUGGCACCACUUCUAGCAGCUGCACAGAAGAACACUCGUCCAAUGAUCAACAACAAUGCGUGGUAGAAGUGGGAGCUUCCGGUCUUGACAGUAGAGAACAAGAAGUAGAAGUGGAGCAAAAUGGUUCAACUACUAACGAUGUUAUUACAACAAUGGGUACUAUCACCGAAGAAGUGGGUAGCUUGGAAGUCGCUUUUCUAUAUGAUGCACCGAUGCGCGAGAUGACAGUUCAUGUAUUGCAAGGCCGAAAUUAUCCUGAAGGUAUAGGCGGCAGUCAAGUUCGACUAGUAUUAUUACCAUCGAAGAAACAACGACGCAAAACUCGGGUGCGUCAAGGUACAUCUCCACAAUACAUGGAGAGUUUUUUACUUCCACGAGUAAAUCCGGAGGAUGUAAAUGCCAUGGGUGUACGCUUAAGAGUAUAUUUAUGGGGCGGAAGAAUGCGUAGAGAAAGAUUGUUAGGCGAAGCGAGAGUCUCUUUCGAUCAAAUUAAUCUUCAGCUUGAAACUACACUUUGGUUAACGCUACAACCUCCACCUUUUUCUUCGGUACAAGAUUGGGGAACAACUAGUAGUUUGACUCGCAGCGAUUCGACAGGAUCACAACAAUCAGUUCAAUCAUAUGCAUCACCUACUGCACGUGUGCCAACUUAUGCAUCGCAUACUAUACCUCCUUAUGGCAGUAGUAUGAAGGGUGGAAGUGUAGCGGAGAUUUUAAUAGGUUUGGCUUAUAAUGGAACGACUGGACGUUUAUCGGUAGAGAUAAUCAAAGGAUCUCAUUUUCGUGGUGGUGGUGGGAAUGACACGAAACCACCUGAUACAUAUGUUAAGCUUGCUCUUGUAGAUAGUAAUGGUCAUGAAAUGGAACGAUCAAAAACUGGUUUGAAACGUGCUCAGCCGAAUCCUCUUUAUAAGGAAACAUUUAUAUUUCAAGUUGCACUAUUCCAACUUGGAGAUGUAACACUCUUUUUAUCGGUUUAUAAUCGACGAAGAGGUGGAAUGGGAAGAAAAGGAAGAGAAAUGAUUGGUUGGCUCAGUUUAGGAUUAAACAGUUCCGGUUCGGAGGAGCUUCAACAUUGGAAUGAUAUGCGUGCAGCAAGGCAACCGACGCAAGUUCAACGUUGGCACUCGUUGCUACGUCCUUGAAAUAUACGAUCACGAAAGAAUUUUUAUUACAAAACAACAUUCCAUGUUAACGAUAACGAUAUGGUUUGAUCAAUGGAACACAGUACAGAUCACGGUUACUCUUGUACACCGUGAUGACUGAUCGUGUAGCAAAGCAACUGAAUUUUUCAAGAUGAAUGCGGCUGCGCUCUAUUGGAUGCCGUUUGUACUGCCCGAACAGAACAAAGAAGUCAAUAUAUUGAUCUGUUGAUCCUGUGAAUCAGAGCUGUCAUAAUUUAGCAUGUGGUAACUCUGAAUUCAAAACUCUAUCGAUGUACCAAGUACAUUCCUUUUUGAUACGCUGGACGGAGUUGAGGGUGUUUCCAACAUACAUAUUACGUAUGUAUAUUACAUAUACAAACAGAGAAAGAACGCGACGCGUAUACUAUUCAUACACUUACACGUAUUUAUUUACAUAUACGCACAAUACAUUUCAAUUACACGCGCAUACAAAUAUGCAAACAUACAUUUUAUCGGUCCCAAAAGUCGAAUGUAUAUAUUACCAGAUGGACCGCAAAACUGACUUCGAUUCGAUAUGUGCCUGAGCCAACCUUAAUCGUUUAUUUUUUACUUUGUGCCUUUCACCCUUUUUAGGCCGCGUGUCCAUCGACGGAGAAUCGUCGUGGGAUACCCAGCCGAGUCGAGAGCCCAUUAUGAACCGCGAUCCUCUAGUCGUUCUCUUUUGGACGAGUUAAAUUAAACUAACGUAACUUUUUCUCUCUCGACUCCGCGAUAUUUUCAACGGAAUAUUCGAUUUACAGUGCUUAUUUGUUCGAUACAUUCGAUAUUACAAAUCUUGGCGUUUUGAUCAUAUGGUUCGAGAAUGGAUUGAUAUGCAAAAAGAAUUAAUACCUUGUUGCAUUUGUUUGAUUUUCGACUAUUACUCUUUGUGUGAAAUAGAAAACAAUUCCUAAAUAAAUAAAUAGAUUAUAUUAAUUUCUUAUAUA